Pongo pygmaeus (Bornean orangutan) is the source of this 3537-nucleotide messenger RNA. It is a transcript of the gene RAD9A, whose product is annotated as RAD9 checkpoint clamp component A. Gene Ontology annotation, biological process: DNA replication checkpoint signaling; mitotic intra-S DNA damage checkpoint signaling; cellular response to ionizing radiation. NCBI's taxonomy places the organism in Eukaryota, Metazoa, Chordata, Mammalia, Primates, Hominidae. Bases 1510 to 2685 code for a protein of 391 amino acids. The transcript is spliced from 14 exons. Gene Ontology annotation, cellular component: checkpoint clamp complex. The record is from RefSeq and is a predicted model, not a curated record.
GCCCUAGCCAGGGCGGCCCCUCGUUAGGCCAAGUUUUCAAACGGCAAAAUCAACCGCGCUGAAGAGACUAUGCCUCCUUCUUUUCACUCCGCAUCCCAGACGCUUCAGAGAAACUACCUUUCAGACCUUCGCGGCCUCUCCUGCGCCCGCAGCGCCCGGGAGCUGGGGACCCGGGCUUAGCCACAUCGACCGCAACGUUCGCGCGCCACCUUGUGUCCAUUCCUUUAGCCUCCAGGGACAACCCGGAAACCACAUUUCCCAGCGUGCCGAGCGCCUCUGCGCAGGCGCAAAGAGUUUCCCUCGUUGCCAUGGGAACCUCGCCCCUUCUAGAGUCCCGACCGCUUGACUCAGCGAAGCGCGAAGGUGUUGUUUCUUCUUGAAGUGCGCUGGGGCUGGGACCCGGUCUGCAGAAGGUCCAGGGGGCGGCGUAGGGGGAUUGAGGAGAGGAGACCAAGCCGGCCUUGCCUCCGGGACCAGCGCUUCCAAAUUCUCAGGGGCGUCCCGGCGCGCACACGCUCCUGAGGCCUCGGCGUUCUGAGGAAAGGGGCUGGCGUGGCGACCCGGGUCCUCGAGGCCGCGAUCCGGCUGUGGCCCGCGAAGCGCCGCUCGCCCGCGCCAGCGUCUUGUCACCCCGAGCCGAGGGCCUGCGCGCGGCCGACAGAUAUGGGAUGCUGGAGGACACCUCGGGGCCACAAAUGCUCCUUCUCCUGGAGACGCAACUCAAGGGUCCUCAAGGCCAUAGGACCCCAUAACCCCAUAGGUGUCAGGGGGCAGAAACAGGACUGUGUGAAGAUUCACAGCCUCCCGCUCCCUUGCCUUCAUGGAGCUUCGGCAUCUACCCUUAUUCCAGGCGGCUGCUCAGGGGCACCGUUCUAACCCUUUCUGCCUGGAGAAACUGCCGUUUUUCCUUAAAGGAUUCUCGAAGCCAGAAGGAGCAGCCACCUCCCACUCCCGGCUGCUGCAAGCAAGCUGCUUUGACCUCUUUCUAGAGUUGGGGAUUGCUGCUGGAAUCCGAGUCUCCGGCCCAGAGUGGGUGCGAUGGUCUUGCUUGCACCCUGUAUCCCCCGACAGACGCCCGGGAACUCUACUAAGUGGGUGACCCCAGAGAGCUCGCCCCCACACUCCGACUCCGAGUCCAGCACUCGGUCCACUACACAGGGACCUCGCGCCCCAGAGCUGCGUCCUCUUUGACCUUCGCGAUCCGGUGCGCGGCCCGCGGAACGCCCCGAUCUCCAGGGGCGCGGAAGGCUGAGGCGCGCCGGGGGAGCCAGGAGCAGCCAGCUGGCGGGCGCCGCAGGACUCCCCGGUCACGUGACACCCCGGGCAACGUGCGCCGUCACGUGACGGCUGAGCCUGUGAACGUUUUUCUCACGUGACGGAGGCGCCUGCACGUGGACCAAUGGGGAGGCGGGGGCGGGACCGGCAGGGGUGGUGCGCGGGAAGGGACCCCAGAUCCGGAGGUCGCGGAGAGCUGGGCAGCGUUGGCCGCUGGCGGAGCGCUGGGGCAGCAUGAAGUGCCUGGUCACGGGCGGCAACGUGAAGGUGCUCGGCAAGGCCGUCCACUCCCUGUCCCGCAUCGGGGACGAGCUCUACCUGGAACCCUUGGAGGACGGGCUCUCCCUCCGGACGGUGAACUCCUCCCGCUCUGCCUAUGCCUGCUUUCUCUUUGCCCCGCUCUUCUUCCAGCAAUACCAGGCAGCCACCCCUGGUCAGGACCUGCUGCGCUGUAAGAUCCUGAUGAAGUCUUUCCUGUCUGUCUUCCGCUCACUGGCGAUGCUGGAGAAGACGGUGGAAAAAUGCUGCGUCUCCCUGAACGGCCGGAGCAGCCGCCUGGUGGUCCAGCUGCAUUGCAAGUUCGGGGUGCGGAAGACUCACAACCUGUCCUUCCAGGACUGUGAGUCCCUGCAGGCCGUCUUCGACCCAGCCUCGUGCCCCCACAUGCUCCGCGCCCCAGCACGGGUUCUGGGGGAGGCUGUUCUGCCCUUCCCUCCUGCGCUGGCUGAAGUGACGCUGGGCAUUGGCCGUGGCCGCAGGGUCAUCCUGCGCAGCUACCACGAGGAGGAGGCAGACAGCACUGCCAAAGCCAUGGUGACUGAGAUGUGCCUUGGAGAGGAGGAUUUCCAGCAGCUGCAGGCCCAGGAAGGGGUGGCCAUCACUUUCUGCCUCAAGGAAUUCCGGGGACUCCUGAGCUUUGCAGAGUCAGCAAACUUGAAUCUUAGCAUUCAUUUUGAUGCUCCAGGCAGGCCCGCCAUCUUCACCAUCAAGGACUCUUUGCUGGACGGCCACUUUGUCUUGGCCACACUCUCAGACACCGACUCACACUCCCAGGACCUGGGCUCCCCAGAGCGUCACCAGGCAGUGCCUCAGCUCCAGGCUCACAGCAUACCCCACCCAGACGACUUUGCCAAUGACGACAUUGACUCUUACAUGAUCGCCAUGGAAACCACUAUAGGCAAUGAGGGCUCGCGGGUGCUGCCCUCCAUUUCCCUUUCACCUGGCCCCCAGCCCCCCAAGAGCCCCGGCCCCCACUCCGAGGAGGAAGAUGAGGCUGAGCCCAGUACAGUGCCUGGGACUCCCCCACCCAAGAAGUUCCGCUCACUGUUCUUCGGCUCCAUCCUGGCCCCUGUACGCUCCCCCCAGGGCCCCAGCCCCGUGCUGGCUGAAGACAGUGAGGGCGAAGGCUGAACCAAGAACCUGAAGCUUGUACCCAGAGGCCUUGGGACUAGACGAAGCCCCAGCCAGUGGCAGACCUGGGUCUCAGCCCUGGGGAUCAGAAAGGUGGGCUUGCUGGAGCUGAGCUGUUUCACUGCCUCUUGCAGGCCCCAGCUGGCUGUCACUAAGCUGUCCCACAGCGGUCGGGCCUGGGCCCUGUUAUCUCCCCAGAACCCCCAGCCAAUCAUGACUUUCCAGACUUGGCUCUGAACUACUGACGUUCCUACCUCUUAUUUCCCAUUGAGUCUCAGGCUAUACUCCAGCUGGCCAAGGCUGGAAACCUGUCUCCCUCAGGCCCACCUUCCUAAGGAAAAUGUCACAGUAGGUGCUGCUGGCCCCUGGUGAUCCAGCUUCUCUGCCAAUCAUGACCUGUUCCUUCCUGAAGUCCUGGGCAUGCAUCUGGGACCCCUGUGGAGCUGACAGUUUUUCUUGCUUUCCUGAUACUCUGGCGCUGACUUGGAAUUCUAAGAGCCUUGGACCCGAGUGUGUGGCUAGGGUUGCCCUGGCUGGGGCCUGGUGCCCAGCCUCCCAAGCGGCUCUGUGCAGAAGAGCUGCCAGGCAGUGUCUUAGACGCUAGACAGAGGCCAUGGCGAGAAUCCAGCUUUGACCUUUAUUCAAGAGACCAGAUGGGUUGCCCCAGGAUCCGGCUGCCAGCCCUGAGGCCAAGCACGGCUGGAGACCCACGACCUGGCCUGCCGUUGCCCUGAGCUGCAGCCUCAGCCCCAGGAUCCUGCUCACAGUCACCGCAGGUGCAGGCAGGAAGCAGCCCUGGGGGACUGGACGCUGCUAUUGAUUCAUUAAAAAAAAAAAAAAAAGAAAAAUACA